UUCGUUACGGUGCUAAUCGAAAGUGCACAACUGUAAAAUGUGUAGAGUGAUAACAUAGACUGAAUAAUAACUAGCAAUGCGUUGUAAGAUUUAUUUGGAGAAUAACAGCCAUGCAGUUUAUUAUGCCGGGGACACAUUGAAAGGAAUUGUUGAGGUGAAACUUCAACAAACCAAACGAAUUCAAGGAGUUUACUUCAUUGUAUAUGGUGCUGCGAAAUGUUACUGGACAGAGGAAAGGGCACAGUCAAGGGGAUCGGGUGGAAACCGAAGGACAGUGAAAAAGGCUUUCAAUUAUGAAGGGAAGGAAGUAUAUUUGGACACCAAAACAUAUUUGUUAGGAACUCCCGAAGGACGUCAGAUAAAAAUGAGGAACGGCACUUACAAAUUUGAUUUCUCAUGUCAUUUGCCACGUUCCUUACCAGCCAAUUUCGAUGGAUCCUUUGGACACAUUGAUUAUUAUUGUAAAGCAGUCAUUGAAAUUCCAUGGGGCUUUGAUGAAGACUACAAAAUUAUGUUCAGAAUUGAACAAAAAGCUGAUUUGAAUGACGAGCCCUUGUUGAAAAUUCCAAGUCAUAGUGAAGAAAUUCGACAAUAUUGUUGUUUAUUUUGUACAACAGAUUUCCUUAUAUUCACUGUAACGCUACCUUUUACUGGCUUUGCACCUGGUCAGAUCAUUCCAGUCACCGUGAAUUACAACAAUAAGAGUGGAAUUGAAGUGCUAUCAACGAAAAUCAGUCUGAAGCGAAUUAUUAGAUACAAAGGUGACAUUCCACACCGAAGAACAAAUGUUGACAUAGAAAAAAUAAUUGAAGAUUAUCACGAUGGUGUUGAUGGUUCAAGUUCGGUUGAAUUUGUGAAGAAUUUGAAAUUACCUGAAAGGAUGAUUAAUACAAAUAUUAAAUACUCAAAUCUUAUUCAAGUUUCAUAUGAAAUCAAAGUUGAGGCAGAAGUUCCCGACUGUCAUAAAAAUGCUGUGAUUAUAAUACCAAUAACUAUCGGUUCAGUUCCUUUGAAGAUAAGUCAAUCAGAUUAUAGCGUCUCAGAAACUGAAAUAAAUUUCUCUGAGCCAAACACUUCAGAACAAAAUGGAAAUGGAUCAACAAUUGUUGCUUAUCCCGAUGUUCACAGCAAUAAACAAGCAGUUACUUCUCCUGCUAUUGAAGGAAAUCUACCAUUGCCACCACCACCACCGUUCGAAGAAGCUCUUGAAGUGAUUAGGAAAUCACCACAAAAUCAUGUAAAGUUAAAAGAUGAAAGAACCCCUGAAAUAACAUUAACGCCUGCUAAUCUUAGGACUUAGAAUCGCACAAGAAUAUUUACAAAGCUUGUUAUCUAUCUACUUGGAAUUUAAAUGCAUUUAUUUUGAAGUAGUAGAUAGUUCAGUUUGAAAAAGUUGUAAAUUCUAAAUUAAAAAAUGAAAUUGCAUUUAAACAGUUUCAGAUGAAAAUUUUUCAAGAGCCUUCCAGUCAAAAUUUAAAAUUAAUUGAAACUUAUCUGAUACGUAAUCACUGAGUAGAAUUAAAAUUAAUCUUAAGCUUGAAACUUAUGCAAGGAAAUUCGAAUUUUAUUAGAGAAAAUUGAGAUUGUAAGAUUAGAUCUUGGAGUAGAGAAAAUAAUGAAUUUAGAUCACCGCUUACAUUUGAAAUAUUUUCCAAACCACUGAAGAAAGCAAAUAAAGACUUUGGCAAAACAAAGUGGAGAAUUUUUAGUUUUCAAAGUCGUCAGAUUAUUUAUUUUCUUUGUCUUCUCUUUAAGCUAAUGAAACCUUUUAAAUGAUGACAAGAAAAGUCUUAAACUUUUCUUGUUCGUUUUUGCAACAAGUUGGAAAAAUUAUUUUCCACGACUUGAUCGCUUUUCUUAUUUUUUAGUCUUGUAAUUUAUCAAAUUUAAUUAGUGGCAAUAGAAAAUAUUUGAGGUGUGAUUUGAGGAUGAAAGUAAAUCAAAAUUCUAAUUGAAUCAUAAA
Molecule: messenger RNA, 1963 nt
Organism: Clunio marinus
Lineage: Eukaryota; Metazoa; Arthropoda; Insecta; Diptera; Chironomidae
Source: the annotation of a GenBank genome assembly